AUGACGAAGAAGAAGAAGGCAGCCAAUUCUAAUAGUAAUGUAAAUAAUAGUGAUGGAGCUAAGCAAAAACAAAGACGUAUUGUUUCUUGGUCUCAAGAGGAGGAUGAUAUACUACGAGAGCAAAUUCGUAUCCAUGGAACUGAUAAUUGGACGAUCAUAGCUUCAAACUUCAAGGAUAAAACAACCAGACAAUGCAAAAGAAGAUGGUUCACUUAUUUGAACUCAGAUUUCAAAAAAGGUGGAUGGUCACCUGAAGAAGAUAUGCUUUUAUGCGAGGCUCAGAAGAUCUUUGGAAACAGAUGGACCGAAAUUGCCAAGGUGGUUUCAGGCAGAACGGAUAAUGCUGUGAAGAAUCGGUUCACUACACUGUGCAAAAAGAAAGCAAAGCAUGAAGCACUGGCCAAAGAAAACAGCACUUCAUACAUUAAUCUAAAUAACAAGAGGAUUAUCUUUCCAUAUAGGCUCGAUAUUGAAAGAAUAUCUGAUGUUUCCGAGCGUAUUAAGAGGUUGAGGAAGAGCCACAUUUUAGAUGAUUAUGUGAAUAAAAAUCAACCGCAUAGACGUCCAUUUACAGUGCUUACUCAGAAUUUCCAUAUUGCUGGGGGAAAUGCACUAUCUCAUCAGCACGUCAACAACAUGACAGAGACAUCUGAAAAUGCUAGUAAUAACAAAAGUCGAGGAACAUUCCUUAAGAAGAACGAUCCAAAGAUAUCUGUUUUGAUGCAGCAAGCAGAACUACUGAGCUCACUUGCACUCAAUGUUAAUGCGGAAUAUACUAACCAGAGUCUUGAAAAUACCUGUAAGGAUUUUCUUCAUCAAACGAAGGAAGGUGAUAUGCUCAAGUUACGGCUUCCUGAGACGAAUUCAGGGCAUGAUACUCAUAUGGACCUCAUAAUAGACUCAAGUAGUAACGAAGGGAUCCGACCAUCUAAAAGGCAACCUGCUAUAUCUGAAGUGUCUGUUGGCAGUUCAGAGUACCGUACCGGAUCAACUCUACUGUCGCAUGCACUGGGUGAUAAAACAGAAGGAAAUCAAGUUAAGCGGUGUGCGCAAAGUUCUCAAAUAGGUGAUCAAACUGGUGUUCAAGAGUUGGAAAAUGGAAUUUGCUGUGAUCUUUCACCCCCUCAUGAUACUCUGCCUGUUUGUGAUGAAAUGAGAGUCAAUCAUGGAUCGGCAACAGUUGAAUGCGAAUAUCCUAAGGGAGAUUUCAGUUCUCCUCUCCAAGUAACUCCACCAUUCAGAUCAUUAGCUGCAGCAAUUCCUAGCCCAAAGUUUUCUGAAAGUGAGAGGCAGUUCCUAUUGAAGGCACUGGGAGUUGAGCCUACAUCCCCUCAUCGAAGCACGCAAGCUCCAUCUUGCAAAAGGGCGCUCCUCCAAAGCCUGUGAUCAACUGUAUUAAUGUCUCAUUCUUUUUCUGUGUUAUUGUGGAACUCGAAUGGGGUAAUUCGAUGUUUCCAUCACUACUAAAAAGUCUCUAUUUUCCCACUAAAUUUCUCGCUGAAUGUCGGUGGGAAAAAUCUCUAUUUCUAGUAAUGCAUAAGUUUUUGCCAUUUUAUAAGCUUAUUGUACAUAAUGUAUAGUGUAACUACAAAUUGGCAACUUGCCAAAGCUUAUUGAGAAUAUGGAAGAGAAAUAUA
Messenger RNA from Lycium barbarum (goji berry), 1637 nucleotides. Its product is annotated as transcription factor MYB124-like. The transcript has 12 exons. Gene Ontology annotation, cellular component: nucleus. NCBI's taxonomy places the organism in Eukaryota, Viridiplantae, Streptophyta, Magnoliopsida, Solanales, Solanaceae. The coding region runs from base 1 to 1386 and encodes 461 amino acids. The record is from RefSeq and is a predicted model, not a curated record. Gene Ontology annotation, molecular function: DNA-binding transcription factor activity, RNA polymerase II-specific; RNA polymerase II cis-regulatory region sequence-specific DNA binding. Gene Ontology annotation, biological process: regulation of DNA-templated transcription.